UCAUGUGUAUGUGUAUCAAGAAUUACACAACGUAUACAUUUAUAUUCCUCGACGACGAGUAGUAUAGUUAUUAUCAUAGCAAUUACAGCAGAUAAGUCGGCACACGCGUCGUGAACUAGGAUCGUUUAAAGUCUUAAAAGUAUGAUGCAGACAAAAUAACAUAUAGUGUAGUUAAACAAUAAACUGUUAGUGAAUUGCGACAGAACGUAAGGAGGUGGGUGACGUUGUAUAUAUUUAAAGACGCCAUGUUUACGCCCCACCGUAUGCUACGACCGUGCGUACAUUUGAUAAGGAACACGCGCUCCUUACAGUCGACAAGUUUCACGUCAUCACGAACGUUGCUCGCGCAAGAGCUCCGUCGUCAACACCCAUUGACAGAAUCGCUCGUAAAGACCUUCAGUGCCUCGUUUGCGACAAUGGCAAAAAUAAAGGCAGGACCAGUUGUAGACAUCCUUGGAGAUGAAAUGACACGCAUCAUAUGGGACUCAAUCAAGCAGAAGCUGAUUUUGCCUUACUUAGACAUAGAACUGCAUACCUACGACUUAGGUAUUGAGCAUCGCGACGAAACGGACGACAAGGUGACGGUGGAGUGCGCGGAGGCGAUCAAACGCUACAACGUCGGCAUCAAAUGCGCCACCAUCACACCCGACGAGAAGCGCGUGGAGGAGUUCAAGUUGAAGCAAAUGUGGAAGAGCCCGAACGGCACCAUCCGUAAUAUACUGGGCGGCACAGUGUUCCGCGAGGCGAUCAUCUGCAAGAACAUUCCGCGUUUGGUAACCUGUUGGAAAGAACCGAUUAUCAUCGGCAGACACGCACAUGCUGAUCAGUACAAAGCCACGGACUUCGUUGUGCCGGGUCCAGGCAAGCUGGAGAUCACAUGGACAGGUACAUCCGGCGAGAAGAUUCAACAUACGGUCCAUGACUUCAAAGGCCCGGGCAUCGCCCAGGCGCAGUACAACACCGACGAGAGCAUCCGCGCGUUCGCUCACAGCUCGUUCAAGUACGCGCUCUCGCGCAGUUAUCCGCUCUACCUGUCGACCAAGAAUACAAUCCUGAAGAAGUAUGACGGCCGGUUCAAAGACAUUUUCCAGGAAAUCUACGACAAGGAGUACAAGUCGCAGUUCGAGAAGCGCAAAAUCUGGUAUGAGCACCGACUGAUUGACGACAUGGUGGCGUACGCGAUGAAGUCUGACGGCGGUUUCGUUUGGUCAUGCAAGAACUACGAUGGCGACGUGCAGUCGGAUUCAGUGGCGCAGGGCUACGGCUCACUGGGUCUUAUGACUUCGGUGCUGAUAUGUCCGGACGGCCGUACGGUGGAGGCCGAGGCCGCUCAUGGCACCGUCACUAGACACUACCGUCAGUAUCAGCAAGGUAAGGAGACAUCCACCAAUCCAAUCGCGUCGAUCUUCGCGUGGACGCAGGGCUUGCUGCAUCGCGCCAAGCUUGACAAGAACGCCAGCCUGAAACAUUUCGCCGAGACGUUGGAGAAGGUCUGCAUCGAUACCAUUGAGUCCGGCUUCAUGACCAAGGAUCUCGCCAUAUGUAUCAAAGGCAUGAACAAUGUUACCAGGUCUGAUUACCUGGAGACGUUUGAGUUCAUGGACAAGCUCUCCGACAAUCUGAAGAAACGUCUCAACGAUUGACUCGCCGAUGAAGAGCGGAACGCAGACUUGCCAGCCAAGUAUUAGGUCGCUGUUGCGUCACCAAUGAUAUAGGCAAAAAAAUGCAAAAUGGGGCUUACGGGGAAAAUGAAUAGAGAUAUCGGUGAAUGUUAUAAUAAUUUAGAUGAUCUAUUUUGCAAUUAUGUAAAUAUAUACGAAACUUCUUGGUUUUGCGCUACGUUAUCGUCGCGAUUUACAUUCGGGUUGUAAGAUAGACUGUUUCGAGUCGAUCGCUGCUCAUAUUCUUUUCAUGGCUAUGCAAUCGAUAUCAACCCAGUAAACACGCAAGAUAAUAGAACACUUGGAAACGUUGAUCGUUACUCAGCGAAAUGGUUAAUAAUGCAAAUGUAAUUUGCCCAUUGUGUUUUGUAAUUUUUAUGCAUCAGCUUGUAUAAUUUCGGUCGAUUCAUUGCCGAUCCAAAGUUCCAAUUAUACAGCUCGAAUAUGAGUCGACAAACGUAGUUCUUUUUUAUAGAUUAUUGUUUAAUGUUAAAUAUCAUCGAGAAUCAGCAAAAUAAUAUAUAUUAUUGAGUAAAUAAAUCGACGAUUAAUAUAUAAAUUUAAUACAUGAAUUUAAUAUUCUCUUUAUAUAAAAAAUUGUACAAUGUUGUACAUUUUUUAAAUAAACUUUUUUACUCACGAGACAUUUCACGCGUUUAUAACAUGAACAAUUAAAAUCGUUAGGUUCGUUUGUAUAUUAUUAGAGCAUAGAGUUGUGAAAAUAUUGAUUAAAUUUUUCUCAAUUUAAUAAUUGAUUUGAACAAAUAUAUUUCAGUUUAACUAAUUAACGAUUGAUUCAAAUGAAACAAAUCGAAAAAUAUUUAAUUGACGAUUGAUUUCAAUGAAUUCAAUUAAAAACUGUUCAAUUGACGAUUGAUAUAAGCGAAAAGAACCAAAAAUUGUUUAAUUAAAAAUUGAACUUAGCAAAUUUAAUUAAAGGCUGUUUAAUUAACGCUUGAUAUAAUCAAAUUUAACCGAUUCAAUCGAAGAAUGUUCGAUUACUCGAAAUUACAAUUGAUUUUGUGAAUAACAUUUAUUCUCAGGGCAUCAUCACAUCAUAGAAAAUGCUAAUGAUUAAGUAAGACCUGCGUUGAAAAGAGCAGUGAUCAUUAUCAAUCGUCACCAAGCAAUCUUCGAUUGAAUCUAUCGAGUUUUCUCGUAUCAAUUGUCAAUUAAAUGUUCUUUAAUUAAAUUCGCUAAGUCCAAUCGUCAACUAGGCGGCCUUUAAUUAAAUUUGUUAAGUUCAUUUAUUAACUGAACGAUCUUUAAUUCCCUUCAGUCGUUAAUCGAAUAGUCUUUAAUUGAAUUUGUUGAAACUGCUCGACAAUCGAGCAUUUUUCGAUUGAAUUUGUUGAAAUCAAUUGUCGAUUAAACGGUCUUUAGUUAAGUUGUCACAUAUUGAUUGUUAAUUAAACACGAUAAUUAAUUUAAAUAAAUAAUUGCAAUCCUGAAGAGCGUAA
Molecule: messenger RNA, 3121 nt
Organism: Odontomachus brunneus
Lineage: Eukaryota; Metazoa; Arthropoda; Insecta; Hymenoptera; Formicidae
Gene: Idh
Product: isocitrate dehydrogenase [NADP] cytoplasmic
Exons: 3
Coding region: 246-1643 (465 amino acids)
Biological process (GO): isocitrate metabolic process
Cellular component (GO): cytosol; mitochondrion; peroxisome
Molecular function (GO): magnesium ion binding; NAD binding; isocitrate dehydrogenase (NADP+) activity
Source: RefSeq, a predicted model, not a curated record